This is a messenger RNA of Staurois parvus, 350 nucleotides long. The record is from the annotation of a GenBank genome assembly. NCBI's taxonomy places the organism in Eukaryota, Metazoa, Chordata, Amphibia, Anura, Ranidae.
AUCAGCUGUGUCCAAUCACAGCUGAUCACAUAUAAACAGAAAAAUGCUUGACAGCUCGGGACAUAUACAGAGAUCAUCAGAGCACUGAUGAUCAGUGUGCCCUGAUGAUCUGUGUAGCCCCAGCAGCGCCACCUGUCAGUGUCCAUCAGUGCCAGCUCUCAGUGCUCAUCCAUGCCACCCCACCUGCCAGUGCCCUUCAGUUCCACAUCAGUGCCACAUUUCAGUGCCCAUCAGUGCUGCCUAUCAGUGCCGCCUAUCAGUGCCACCUAUCAGUGCCGCCUAUCAGUGCAUAUAUGAGUGCUGCCUUUCAGUGCCCAUCAGUGAUGCCUGUCAAUGCCCAUCAGUGCCAC